This is a messenger RNA of Cadophora gregata, 306 nucleotides long. RefSeq names its product Phospholipase C. The coding region runs from base 1 to 306 and encodes 101 amino acids. Lineage: Eukaryota; Fungi; Ascomycota; Leotiomycetes; Helotiales; Ploettnerulaceae. The transcript is spliced from 2 exons. The record is from RefSeq and is a predicted model, not a curated record.
AUGGAUAAUGCAAGAGUGAACUCUGCGAUAAGGGGGAUUGCGGAGCGUCUAUUUAAUCAACUACGAAUCGACUACGACCCCGAAGAGCACCGAUUACAUUGCCAUGGCUAUAUACUUAACCUUGUCGGCGAUGCUUUCCUGUUUAAAACAUAUGGCGACGCUCUCGCAGAGUAUAAUAACGACUACAACUCCUCCGACGCCCUUACUGAACUCGAGUUUGUCCUGUGGCGGAAGAAGGGGGCUAUUGGUAAAGCUUACAACUAUGCGGUCAAAUUCAGUCGGAGUACUCUGAAGAAUGAUUAUUAG